AUGUCUUCACAACAGCAACUUCAACAGCAGUUGAUGCUGGAUGCAUGCAGACAUCAAAUACAGAUGGCUGCUCAACAACAAGUGAGCACCAGCAACAACAGUGACACUUCUUUACGACAGCAAAUGCAGCCGCAAUCAAGGACAAUGGGGUCCAAAUAUGAUGAUCUUCCCAUACGAGAGCCCGCUGACAUUGCCUUCAUUGGUGAAAAUCCUAAGUCGGUUGGUGCAGCUCCCGCGUUCUUCGGGUCCUUUGAACACGCCUGUCAGCACGGCCCCCUCUCCACCAUCCAGUCCAUUGUCGCACCUAAGAAUCUCUCGCCCGCUUUUCUUCACCAUGGGCUAACAUGUGCCCUACGCUCUGGCAAUAUUGAAGUCGCUCGUUAUUUACUCGAUAGUGGUGCACCGAUUGUUCGCGAAACCCCAAGCAAUAUCUUUAGUGUAUCUUUGGAACGACAAAUUGCCCUCUUCGAGCUUUUUAUUCAGCAUGGAUGGACUCCCAACAGCCCAGGCUACUAUGGAAGUACCCUGCUCCCUCGAACUGUCAAAAGCCUUCCUCUUCUUCGUUGGUUCCUCGACCAUGGAGCCAAUCCUAACCUUGGUGUGCAACGAACCAGCCAUGAUAGGUGUGGUGGGCCAGAUGUUUCCUCGUGUGCUGCACUUGAGGCAGCUGCUGCUCAUGGGAGUGUCGAGGCUGUGUGUAUGAUUCUAGAUGCAGGUGCUAGGAUUCAAAACGGUGUACCACUACACUACGCCGCCGGGGCUUGUCCUCCCGGCAUGAAUCCACAUGCUGGCCGUGUGGUACCGAGUUGGGACUUUGAUAACAGCAGAAUUCCAGUAAUGGCACUUCUGGUCGAUCGUGGGGCUGACAUUAAUCAAAGAGAAGAGUCAAGACACAUGGUCGCACAGUAUGCGAUUGUAUAUGCGGUGAUGGCAGGAGCAAUUGAGCGAGUGAAAUGGUUGUUAGAGCAUGGGGCAGAUCCAUAUAAAAGGGGAGCUGGGGUAGCGCAGCUGAAUAUGCACAUACCUCAGGAAAUGAAGAAAUAUCUAGGCUCAUUCAGGAAUUUGUGA
Molecule: messenger RNA, 1068 nt
Organism: Penicillium coprophilum
Lineage: Eukaryota; Fungi; Ascomycota; Eurotiomycetes; Eurotiales; Aspergillaceae
Product: ankyrin repeat domain-containing protein
Exons: 1
Coding region: 1-1068 (355 amino acids)
Cellular component (GO): nucleus; cytoplasm
Molecular function (GO): protein binding
Source: RefSeq, a predicted model, not a curated record